Molecule: messenger RNA, 851 nt
Organism: Anopheles maculipalpis
Lineage: Eukaryota; Metazoa; Arthropoda; Insecta; Diptera; Culicidae
Gene: Gem2
Product: protein Gemin2
Exons: 2
Coding region: 6-851 (281 amino acids)
Biological process (GO): spliceosomal complex assembly; spliceosomal snRNP assembly
Cellular component (GO): spliceosomal complex; SMN complex; nucleus
Source: RefSeq, a predicted model, not a curated record
CCAGUAUGGAGGUGGAUAUGAUACAGAAGCCAGCGUUGGCCGUUGAACCACCGGAUGCGAAUUUUAACCCUGAUCUAACGCCGGAAACCGGCGAACAGUAUUUGCAAAAGGUGAUGUACGAGCGUGGCAAGUGUCCGGUGGUAGUUUGUGCUGAAAAACCUCAAUCCCUUCAUCAACAGAAAACCCUCUCCGGAACGGCCGCCCUUCCAACGGACGAGGUUAAAAACGUUGCCCACCGUGCCCUCAUACCGACACGCGAAUGGGAAACGAUGCAGAAUCAAAAGUUUUCCGAGCUGCGGGACACGAUCACCUCGUACCGCGGUAGCGCACAGUACAAGGAAAACCUACAGCGAACGCACGUAUUUCUGAACUUUGACGAUCGACAGCAUCUGCACGAGUACUGUGCCAAUAAUCUACCCUACGUGAGCAUACUGCUCAGCAUUCCGCAACGGAAUUUGGAAAUUUUGCUCGAAUAUUUGCACGAAUGGUUGCAGGAUUCGGAUCAAGCUUCCUCGUCCGCCUCCCAACAGCAAGACGAACCAUCCGAUCCGGAACUGUGCGAUACGGCUGCAGCACUAACACCGUCCGUUACGAGCAAGGAGGAGCUGCAUCGUGGCGAUGGCUACCGGCGGGAUUGGAUACCACAGUGGAUUUACGCGAUACUGGCCUGUCUUAUCAAACCGCUCGAACCAUACAUACACAGCGUGCUGCGAGACAUUGCCAAAACGUGUAUCGCGCUGCGCAACGAACUGAAACUGGAGGAUGAGCCGAAGGUGUUGCCGCUCAAUCUGCUGAUUAGCAUAAUUUCGAAACACUUCAAUCAGUGCGAUUUGGGCGAUAAUAUUGCCUGA